CUACGAUCCAGGCUGGAGUCGCGCUCGGCCGGUCUGAGCGCUGGCGCUACACGGACGCCACGGGGUCCCCGCCAGCCCAGGGCACUCGGCGCGGGGAUCUGCGCGCCUCGCUCUCCCUUCCCGAUGCCGCCGACCGGCUGCUGAUCGCCGCACCACCUUCCCUCAUCCGCUUGGGUCCGUGGAGGUCCCUGCAGAGGCAGGAAGCCUCCUUCGGAAAGCAGGGAUGGAGGUAAAUUGUUUAACACUAAAAGACCUGAUCAGCCCCAGGCAGCCCAGACUAGAUUUUGCAGUUGAAGAUGGGGAAAAUGCACAAAAGGAAAAUAUAUUUGUUGAUCGAUCAAGGAUGGCCCCGAAGACUCCAAUAAAAAAUGAACCAAUUGAUUUAUCAAAGCAAAAAAAAUUUACUCCAGAAAGAAAUCCCAUUACUCCAGUUAAGCUUGUUGACAGACAGCAAGCGGAACCGUGGACACCCACAGCUAACCUGAAGAUGCUCAUUAGUGCUGCCAGCCCAGAUAUAAGGGACCGGGAGAAGAAAAAGGGACUAUUCCGACCCAUUGAAAACAAGGACGAUGCAUUUACAGAUUCUCUACAGCUUGAUGUUGUUGGGGACAGUGCUGUGGACGAAUUUGAAAAGCAAAGGCCAAGCAGAAAACAGAAAAGUUUAGGACUGCUGUGCCAGAAGUUUCUAGCUCGCUAUCCAAGUUAUCCCUUGUCAACUGAGAAAACUACCAUCUCCCUAGAUGAAGUUGCUGUCAGUCUUGGUGUGGAAAGGAGACGCAUCUAUGACAUUGUAAAUGUUCUGGAGUCGCUGCAUCUGGUCAGCCGGGUGGCUAAGAAUCAGUAUGGCUGGCAUGGACGGCACAGCCUGCCAAAAACCCUGAAGAACCUCCAGAGACUAGGAGAGGAGCAGAAAUAUGAAGAGCAAAUGGCCUGCCUCCAACAGAAAGAGCUGGACCUGAUAGAUUAUAAAUUUGGAGAACGUAAAAAAGAUGGCGAUCCAGAUUCCCAGGAACAACAGUUAUUGGAUUUCCCUGAACCCGACUGUCCCUCUUCAUCUGCAAACAGUAGAAAAGACAAGUCUCUGAGAAUUAUGAGCCAGAAGUUUGUCAUGCUGUUCCUCGUCUCCAAAACCAAGAUCGUCACUCUGGAUGUGGCUGCCAAAAUACUGAUAGAAGAAAGCCAAGAUGCCCCGGACCAUAGUAAAUUUAAAACAAAGGUACGACGCCUCUAUGACAUAGCCAAUGUUCUGACCAGCUUGGCUCUGAUCAAGAAAGUGCAUGUAACAGAAGAGCGAGGCCGUAAACCAGCCUUCAAGUGGAUCGGGCCUGUGGACUUCAGCUCAAGUGAUGAAGAACUGGUGGAUGUUUCUGCAUCUGUCUUACCAGAAUUGAAAAGAGAAACAUAUGGCCAGAUUCAAGUCUGUGCAAAACAGAAGCUGGCUCGCCAUGGUUCUUUUAACACAGUUCAGGCUUCUGAGAGGAUCCAGAGGAAGGUGAACUCAGAACCGAGCAGCCCGUACAGAGAAGAACAAGGAUCAGGUGGCUACUCUUUAGAAAUUGGAAGCCUGGCAGCUGUCUAUAGACAGAAAAUAGAAGACAAUUCACAGGGAAAAGCCUUUGCCAGUAAGAGAGUGGUGCCUCCAUCAAGCAGCUUGGACUCUGUUGCUCCUUUCCCUGUCCUCUCUGUUGACCCAGAAUAUUGUGUUAAUCCUUUAGCCCACCCAGUAUUUUCUGUUGCUCAGACGGACCUGCAGGCAUUCUCCAUGCAGAACGGUCUGAAUGGACAAGUGGACGUCUCACUUGCUUCUGCAGCCUCUGCUGUGGAGAGCCUGAAGCCAGCACUCCUUGCUGGCCAGCCUCUAGUGUACGUGCCCUCUGCCUCACUGUUCAUGCUGUAUGGAAGUCUGCAGGAGGGACCAGCGUCAGGGUCAGGGUCAGAGAGGGAUGACAGAAGCUCAGAAGCCCCAGCCACAGUAGAGCUGUCAUCCGCACCGUCAGCUCAGAAGCGCCUCUGUGAGGAGAGGAAACCUCAGGAGGAGGAUGAGCCAGCCACUAAAAGGCAAAGCAGGGAAUAUGAAGACGGCCCGCUGUCACUCGUCAUGCCCAAGAAACCCUCAGAUUCCACAGACCUUGCCUCUCCCAAGACUAUGGGUAACAGGGCGUCUAUACCCCUCAAAGACAUUCAUGUGAAUGGCCAACUCCCUGCUGCAGAAGAGAUUUCAGGAAAGGCAACAGCAAACUGUUUUGUUUCUUCUGAGUGGGGAAAUCCUUCAAGAAAUACAAAUGUUGAAAAGCCUUCGAAAGAAAAUGAAAGCACCAAAGAGCCUUCUUUGCUACAGUAUCUUUGUGUGCAGUCUCCUGCAGGAUUAAAUGGUUUCAAUGUACUUUUAUCUGGCAGUCAAACCCCCCCUACUGUGGGCCCAUCCUCAGGUCAGCUGCCGUCUUUCAGUGUCCCUUGCAUGGUCUUACCGUCUCCAUCUCUGGGCCCUUUUCCUGUUCUCUAUUCUCCUGCAAUGCCGGGCCCGGUUUCUUCUACUCUUGGUGCUCUCCCAAACACAGGACCUGUGAAUUUCAGCUUGCCUGGCCUUGGAUCAAUAGCCCAGCUUCUCGUCGGCCCCACAGCUGUGGUUAAUCCAAAGUCGUCCACACUCCCUUCUGCAGACCCUCAGCUUCAGGGUCAGCCCUCACUAAACCUGAGUCCGGUGAUGUCAAGGUCACACAGUGUCGUCCAACCUGAGUCCCCCGUUUACGUGGGACAUCCAGUCUCAGUAGUAAAAUUACAUCAGUCACCAGUUCCAGUGACCCCCAAGAGCAUCCAACGCACACAUCGUGAGACAUUUUUCAAGACACCCGGCAGCCUUGGAGACCCUGUCCUAAAGAGAAGAGAAAGGAACCAGUCACGAAACACCAGCUCGGCCCAGAGGAGACUAGAAAUCCCCAGCGGCGGGGCUGACUAACCUGCCGCUUUGCCAGGUGGGGGUGGGAUCAAACGCCCUGAGAGUCCCGGAUGUCCGAGGCGGGAUGCAAACCAUCCCGUCCUGAGCACGGGUCCUUCCUCUCUCUUUCAUCCACACUUCUGUUAACUUCCCACCAUCAAUCAUCUGAUUUCCUGAAAGUAAUUAAUUGUGCAUUUAAUACCAGUUAGAGUUCCGACUCUGCAUGGUGUCACAGUG
Molecule: messenger RNA, 3172 nt
Organism: Nomascus leucogenys (northern white-cheeked gibbon)
Lineage: Eukaryota; Metazoa; Chordata; Mammalia; Primates; Hylobatidae
Gene: E2F7
Product: E2F transcription factor 7
Biological process (GO): regulation of transcription by RNA polymerase II
Cellular component (GO): RNA polymerase II transcription regulator complex
Molecular function (GO): DNA-binding transcription factor activity, RNA polymerase II-specific; RNA polymerase II cis-regulatory region sequence-specific DNA binding
Source: RefSeq, a predicted model, not a curated record